AUGGGUGGCAAGACGAUGGUCGAUCUGACAUUCGACCUCCUAUUGCCUUCAAUCAUCCUCUUGCAUCUAUUUUGUGCGCCAUACACCAAAGUCGAAGAGUCCUUCAAUAUCCAGGCAACUCACGACAUCCUUACGAAUGGAGUUCCGUUCUCAAAUUCAACAGCCAGGUUGAACUCAUCAUACGACCAUGUUUCGUUCCCAGGCUCAGUCCCAAGAACUUUUGUUGGCGCUCUCGUCCUUGCUGGAGUUUCCAAGCCUUUCGCGAUCUUGCUGUCAUCUCCAGCUCAGACUCAAGUUUUGAUCCGAGCGAUCUUAGGUUUAGCCAAUGCCGCUGCUUUGCUUCACGUCAAAUCUGCUGUGGAUAAUGCUUAUGGUCGAACAGCUGGAAGGUGGUUCGUGCUUCUCCAAGCAAGCCAAUUUCACGUAAUGUUCUAUGCAUCAAGAACAUUGCCAAACAUGUUUGCAUUCAUCUUGACCAACAUGGCUUUGCGCAACUUAAUCAUGGUCAAAUCUGGAACCUGGAAGACGGAACGUAGUGCAAAGAGGAGGAAAUUGGCUCUCUAUCUCCUGACUGUGGCGGGCAUCAUGUUCCGCUCAGAGAUCGCAAUCCUCCUCGCAGCCGAAACGGCCUAUUUCCUACUCCAGGGUCACAUCUCCUUGACAAAAGAGGUUAUUCCAGCAGGCUUGGCCGGUGCCGCCAUUGGUCUACUAGCAACAGUCUCGGUCGACUCAUUCUUCUGGCAGCAAUUCCCGCUCUGGCCUGAGUGGGUGGGGUUCUAUUACAAUACCAUCCUGGGAAAGUCUUCAGAAUGGGGAACGAGUCCAUUCCAUUUCUAUUUCCUGAAUGCCCUCCCACGGCUACUGCUCAAUCCUCUCAGCUAUCUUGUUUGCAUCCCUUAUGCAAUGUACAUCCAAGCGAGUCGAGACAUUUUGAUUCCGCAGAUCGUGUUCAUCGCUGUAUACAGUCUGUUGCCACACAAGGAGUGGCGCUUCAUUAUUUACACUGUCCCUGCUUUCACGGCUGUGGCAGCCGGUGGAGCUGGCUGGAUCUGGACGCGCCGAGCAAAAACGCAGCUGUAUAGACUGWACAGUAUCGCUCUGGUGAUAUCGACAGUUGCCUGUUUUGCUGUGAGCAGUGGGCUGCUUUACCUUUCAAGCCUCAAUUAUCCGGGUGGCGAAGCUUUGCAGCGUCUGCACUUCCUCGCCGGGACUGACGCGGAUACACCAGCGCGGAUCUACAUGGACAAUCUGGCUUGUCAAACAGGCGUUUCUCGUUUUCAGCAAAUACAUCCCCUCUGGACAUACGACAAGACGGAAGAUGAAGACCUUCUUCUUGAUCCCGUAUUCUGGCAGCAAUUCGACUACGUGCUGGCCGAGAAACCGGAGCGCAUCAUCGGCAGCUGGGAACGUAUAGGUACCGUCACAAGUUUUGCAGGUGUUACUGUGCGACCCGGUGUCGAAGAUGACAUUCUGCCACUACCUGACAUUUUGGGAGGGAMAGGCCAGAAGCUGCAUGAUCUCUACCAAAACAUUGCUCUAUACGCUCGGGAGAAGUUCACCAAAGGUUAUUGGCCCUCGGUCAGAAUGGAACCUCGAUUGUACAUUCUGAAGAAGCUACCACCUCCUAUCGAGCGAAUGGAUCAGACAUAA
Molecule: messenger RNA, 1650 nt
Organism: Ramularia collo-cygni
Lineage: Eukaryota; Fungi; Ascomycota; Dothideomycetes; Mycosphaerellales; Mycosphaerellaceae
Product: related to protein involved in dolichol pathway for N-glycosylation (mannosyltransferase family)
Exons: 2
Coding region: 1-1650 (549 amino acids)
Biological process (GO): protein N-linked glycosylation
Cellular component (GO): endoplasmic reticulum membrane
Molecular function (GO): alpha-1,6-mannosyltransferase activity
Source: RefSeq, a predicted model, not a curated record